Salvia miltiorrhiza (redroot sage) is the source of this 1978-nucleotide messenger RNA. Its product is annotated as tryptophan aminotransferase-related protein 2-like. The transcript has 6 exons. The record is from RefSeq and is a predicted model, not a curated record. Gene Ontology annotation, biological process: amino acid metabolic process. Gene Ontology annotation, molecular function: carbon-sulfur lyase activity; transaminase activity. Bases 549 to 1871 code for a protein of 440 amino acids. NCBI's taxonomy places the organism in Eukaryota, Viridiplantae, Streptophyta, Magnoliopsida, Lamiales, Lamiaceae.
CUUUAGUGCUUUUCAAAACUGCAAAUUCUGCAAAGGUUCCCAUCGCACAAACUCCAUUUAUAAUUUUAUAUAUGUAUAUAUAUGUAUGUUUUUCUAGUUUUCUAGUAUCUCUGAUCUCUCUCCAACUCUAGAAAGCUUACCCAUAAAAAUGCCAAUGUGAUUGGGCAAAAUCUUUUCGGAUUCUCAACUCUUCUUUUUUCUGUAUGAGCUUUUCCGAAGUGGGAUUUCUUUUCUGAUUCCACAGGUACUUAUUUAUGUGAAUGCAUGAUGAAACUCUUUUUUUUUUUUUUGCUUGCAUACAAACUAAAGAAAAAAAGAAACCUUAAUCUUCUCUAGUAUCCAUUCAGCACCUCACGUCGUAAUCUCAGUCAUUUUCUGUACUUUUUGGCUUAACCAAAAGCCUUUUUUCUAUAUUAUGUGAUGGCUUCUUAUAUAUACGUAUAUAUUAUGUGUGUGUGUGUGUGACAGAGAGAGGGGGAGAGCAUAUUUGGCUAAGUGAUUCUGGGAGGUGAAAAAGAGGAGUCUUUGUGAAGAAAAAAGUAAUUUUGAUGGUUAUGGAGUUUAAAACGAUGGUUUUGGGACAUUUUUUGGUGAUUUCUUUGGCCUUGAACGCGGGAUUGUUGUAUAGAAACUACUGCAGCGGUAAACAUAAAUCCCAAAACGUCUUCAGCUUCAACAAUGAGUGCAAGAAUUCAUCUUUGCUCCCUCAAAAGGCGUUUCUUGAAACUAAAUUUCAAUCUUCAAAAGCAGCUCUCAGUGAAGUAAUCGAUCUCGAUCAUGGUGAUCCGACGAUGUACGAGAGGUAUUGGCAACAGAUGGGGGAUAGAACUACGGUGGUGAUCCCUGGUUGGAAAUUCAUCAGUUACUUCUCUGAUGUGAGGAGCCUUUGCUGGUUUCUUGAGCCUGAAUUCGCAAAUGCAGUGGUUAGGCUGCACAAACUGGUGGGCAACGCUGUCACUGAUGACCGUUACAUUGUCGUUGGGACGGGCUCCACGCAGCUGUUCCAGGCUGUGCUCUAUGCCGUUUCCCCCCCUAAUGCCUCAGAGCCUAUCAGCGUCGUGUCUGCUGCCCCGUUCUACUCUUCGUAUCCUUUGAUCACCGAGUUCCUCAAGUCGGGGCUCUACAAAUGGGGCGGUGACGCGCACAAGUUCAAGAGGGACAUCCCGUAUAUCGAGCUGGUGACAUCACCAAACAACCCCGACGGGUUAUCGAGAGAGGCCGUGGUGAACCGGAAUCAAGGCAUACUAGUCCAUGACCUGGCUUACUACUGGCCCCAGUAUACCUCGAUCUCAUCUCCUCCAGCAGAUCACGACAUCAUGCUGUUCACAGUCUCCAAGAGCACCGGCCAUGCUGGAACACGACUGGGGUGGGCUCUUGUCAAGGAUCAAGAAACUGCGAGGAAGAUGACCGAGUUCAUCGUGCUCAGCACCAUUGGUGUCUCCAAGGAGUCGCAGCUGCGCGCAGCCAAGAUCCUGCAGGUCCUAUCCGACUCCCACGAGCAACGAGGGAGCUUCAAGGAAGGCGAAGCCUUCUUCGAACACAGCUACCAUCUCAUGGCAAAGAGAUGGAAGCAGCUGAGGGAAGCAGUGAGGAAGAGCAAGCUCUUCAGCUUGCCUGAGUUCUCCCACGGCAAGUGCCAGUUCAGCGGCCGUACCUUUGCCUCACAGCCAGCUUUUGCGUGGCUCAAGUGUGAGGGCGAGACAGAGGACUGUGAGGGGUUCCUCCGUGACCACAAGGUGCUAACGCGAAGUGGGAAGCACUUUGGUGAGAGCGCGAAGCACGUCAGGAUCAGCGUGCUACCACGUGAUGAGGUCUUCGACCAGUUCACGGAGCGGUUAGCUGGCAUCACGUCAUCAUCAUCAUCCACAUAGCACUCAAUGUUUUUUUACCCUGUUUGUUGUAGUAGGGUAGGUACAAUGGGGGUUGUAGUUGUACUCACCUUUUGCAUAAUCACUAUAAGUUUCUUAUACACAUUAAA